Iphiclides podalirius (scarce swallowtail) is the source of this 516-nucleotide messenger RNA. NCBI's taxonomy places the organism in Eukaryota, Metazoa, Arthropoda, Insecta, Lepidoptera, Papilionidae. The record is from the annotation of a GenBank genome assembly.
AUGGCGAAAACGAUGUUGUUCCUGAGUAUAUUUGCGAUUGUAUUAUGCAACGUUGCGUUCGGAAGGAUUGUGAAUAAAAGGAAAUGUCCAGAAGUACGUGCCGUACCUCACUUUGACUUGUCUCAGAUGUUGGGCGAUUGGUUCGUGGUGGAGUACUACGCAAGCGCAGAAGAAGCGUUAUCUUACAGCUGCAUGAGAGCCGUAUUCACAGAGGAUGAUCAUGUACAAGCUGCAGACGGAUCCGUAGAAUGGACGCCGGGUGUAACGAUGAACUUCACUUACCGCUUCGCCGACGAUCCGCUGGGCGAGAACUUGCUCGGCAACAUAACUUGGCGGGUGGACUUGAACGAGCCCGCGCACUGGACCCAUUCGGAGCUCACUUAUGACGGCGUUUACAACACUUACGUACUUGACACGGAGUACAAAACCGUGGGCGCUCCUCCUGCACUGCGCGGAACAAAGAGAGGGUGCACGCUAUUUGAGCGCGUUCAUAUUAUCCCGGAAGACGACCCUGCC